This is a messenger RNA of Electrophorus electricus (electric eel), 3839 nucleotides long. RefSeq names its product polypyrimidine tract binding protein 2a (gene ptbp2a). NCBI's taxonomy places the organism in Eukaryota, Metazoa, Chordata, Actinopteri, Gymnotiformes, Gymnotidae. Gene Ontology annotation, molecular function: RNA binding. Gene Ontology annotation, cellular component: nucleus. The record is from RefSeq and is a predicted model, not a curated record. Gene Ontology annotation, biological process: mRNA processing.
UCUUCUCGUGUGCAGUUGGCAGAGCGCAAGAAUUACAGGACUGUUAACUGGGUCGUUGAAAAAAAAAUAGUUUCCAGUAAUGGACGGCAUCAGUGACGUUGCAGUUGGUGUAAAGAGAGGAUCAGAUGAGCUGUUGUCUAGCAACUUAUACAACAGUCCCAAUUCUGGGAUGAGUAGUAUCAGUGAUGGCACAUCCAAUGGAAGUGACAGUAAAAAAUUGAGAGUUGAAGAAAGGGUAGGAGAUGCCCCGCCAUCUCGUGUGCUCCAUAUCAGAAAACUACCCAGUGAAGUCACAGAGACAGAGAUCAUUGCUUUAGGAUUGCCAUUUGGAAAGGUCACCAAUAUCCUUACCCUGAAAGGCAAAAACCAGGCAUUCCUAGAGCUAAGUACAGAGGAAGCAGCCAUUACCAUGGUGAACUACUACUCGGCUGUUACACCACAUAUCCGAAAUGUUCCUGUCUUUAUACAAUAUUCCAAUCACAAGGAGCUCAAAACCGACAAUGCAAAUCAGUCAGGUGGAACGCCCACGUCCGGCUCCAGUGACGGUACAGUCACAUCGCCCUCCAGUCCAGUCUUGAGGAUCAUCAUUGACAACAUGUUCUACCCUGUUACGCUAGAUGUACUGCAACAGAUCUUCUCAAAGUUUGGCACAGUCAUGAAAAUCAUCACAUUCACAAAGAACAAUCAGUUUCAGGCCUUGCUACAGUACAAUGAUGCAACUAGCGCCCAGCAAGCCAAAGUGGCACUUGAUGGUCAGAACAUAUAUAAUGCCUGCUGUACUCUCCGGAUAGACUACUCCAAACUUGUCAACCUGAAUGUGAAGUACAAUAACGAUAAGAGCAGGGAUUACACCAGACCAGAGCUGCCUGCAGGUGAUGGGCAGCCUGCUGUAGAUCCCUCUGUGGCAGCAGCCUUUAGCAAGGACUCGAACUCCCUGCUCGGUAAGAUACCAGGGGCACUGAGCCCGCUGAGUGCGGCGGCUGCAGCCGCGGCAGCAGCAGGGAGGGUAGCUCUGUCCGGACACUCGGGCGCCAGCGGCGUGCUCCUGGUCAGCAAUCUCAACGAGGAGAUGGUUACGCCCCAAAGUCUGUUUACCCUCUUCGGGGUGUAUGGCGAUGUGCAGCGUGUGAAGAUCCUCUAUAACAAAAAAGACAGUGCAUUGAUACAGAUGGCUGAUAUGAAUCAAGCCCAGCUUGCAAUGAGUCAUCUUAACGGACAGAAGAUGUAUUCAAAGAUCAUCCGUGUGACCAUGUCCAAACAUCAGACGGUUCAGCUACCUAGGGAUGGUUUGGAUGAUCAGGGCCUCACCAAGGAUUUUACCAACUCUCCUCUACAUCGUUUCAAAAAGCCUGGCUCCAAGAACUUCCAGAACAUCUUUCCUCCUUCUGCCACCCUUCAUCUGUCAAACAUCCCACAAGACAUAACUGAAGAUGACCUCAGAGUACUGUUCACCAACUCCGGAGGCACUGUGAAAGCUUUCAAGUUUUUCCAAGAUCGUAAAAUGGCUCUGCUCCAGAUGUCUACAGUUGAAGAGGCUAUUCAGUGUCUGAUCGAUCUCCACAACUAUAACAUGGGAGACAACCAUCAUCUGAGGGUCUCCUUCUCCAAAUCAACAAUUUAAAAAAAGCUGAGACAUCUUGAUCUCUUAUAUUUUCUAGCGUUACCUGUUGACUGUUUUGGUGCACUGGGGACCAUAGUUUGACACUUUUUUUUCCCUUUUGUUUUACCAGUCAUUCCUUGAGAAAAUGUGGGUGAAAAAAUGAAAUGGAAUUUAUCUGGAGGGAGAAAAAAAGAUGAUGUUUUACCCUGUUUCCCAGUGUCCCUGAUGUAUGGUUCCAAGUCAUGUACCUUCCCCAGUUCUUCACUAGAGGAGGUUGGUACCUCUUUUUAGUAAAAUUAGUUAAUAAAGAAUGUGCCUUACUCAGCAAACUAGCAUAAACAUUUUCACCACGAUAUGUUUUUCAUACACCCAAAAAUUCAGUCACAUGGGGACAUAGGCUUCUUUGUUGUGAAGGUGUAAAGUUUUGUAAAAUCAGCAGUUUUUGCUUUUUUUCUCCCAUGAGUGAAUUGUACAGUGUGCGAAUCCUGCCUCAGAAUUCAAGCCCACGUUUGCUUGCUUUUUGUGCUCAUUUGUCUGUUUUGUUUUAUGCUCAUUUGAUUUGUUAAGGUUCAGGAGCUUGGUGAAAUAUCCAGUGAAAUGUACAUAAGACAAUUCUAGUGAUUAAUUAUGAAGCUUACUGUUCAACACAAGCUUUAAUACUGGUCUGGAUUUCCCAAGUGAUUUUUAAAAGCAUUUAUUUUAAUGUACUACCUUUUCUUUUGAGCAUCUGUGUUGCAGGGUCUUUUCUUUUUUUUUUGUUGUUGUUUUGUGGACUUGCACAAAAUUGUUUUCUGCAUGUGCUAACUGGUCUAGUUAGUUUUGAGAAUAUUGAGAAUCCUUGUUCAGGUAACAGCUGUUGCAUGCAUUAGUAAAGGCUGACAAAUGUGAUCCUGACAUUUUGACAUGAGUGGUGCAGAGAAGCAGGACAACCUGGUGGGACCAAAGUUUGUGCCUUUAGUCUUAAUUUACUGAACACCAGUUUUUAGGAGAUUCUGGUUUUGUAUUUCCCAAAAGCAGAACCCACAGACAACCUAAUGCUUGACCCACUUAAAAAGGAAGAAAAUUCUGACGGUUAUAAAGAAAUAAUAGCCCACUUUCACCCAUUUGCUUCCAGAACCUCAUGGGGUGCAUUUCUCACAUGAAUGGACUGUACAUUUUGAGAUGGUGGUAAAGAAGUUAUGUAUAAUUCUUUUUUUUUUUUUUUUUUUUUUUUUUUUUUUUUAAUACUUGUUUAGAAAUGUAAUAUUCAGUAUAGUUUGGACAUGGCACAAUUAAAAGAUCAUUUUUUCUAACAAAGUGGGAAGGAUUGACUUGGUUGUUUGUUUCUCUCUCUCUCUCUCUCUCUCUCUCUCUCUCUCUCUCUCUCCCCUGUACUUUGCUUUUCUUCUGUGGCAUGCUCAAUAAAUACUUCUGUAGCUCUAUUCAUCAUCUUUCUGUCUCUCUCUCUCCUUCUCCCUCACUUCUGUCUGUCUUUUUCCUGCCCCUCUUUAGUGACGUGCUUUCCCUUAGGUUGGAAAAUUAUGAAACCUUUUCUGGAAUUAAAAUAAUCCAAUAGGGUCAGGAGAGAUUGUUUGACAUGCUGUGUGGAGCUUCAAUAUGUUUGCACCCUGUAAAUUGACUUUGUUCAUUUUUUCAGCAUCUUUAGUCUUGUUUAUAUAGUUGGUGAUCAGUGUCACAGAUCCAAGUUAAUUUCUGCCUGUCCAUCUUCUCACUCAUGGGUUUUUUGUUUGUUUGUUUUCUUUUUGGUUUUUUUGUUUUAUUUUGUUUUUUCUCCAAAAUCUCUGGGCUGAUGAUGCCCAAUGAGAGAGCUGUCAUUUCAUUCGUUGGAUCACACUGGAUUUUUUUUCCACAGCAGCAUUUAGGCGCUAAAGGUGACGUUAAAUGAUUGUCAUCAAUGCAAAAAAUGACUCUCAUUCCAUGUUUUGGAUACAAAACCUGAGGUUGAUUUGAAUGUUUAAACCUGCAUGAACAGCAGACCAGUCAAGUUGCACGUUAAUUCCUCCACUUUUAUUGGCAAGUUCUGUCUCGGAAGAUGCUUUGAGAAGGUCUGCCAGACGUCCUGUAUUAAUAGAAAUGGUUGGGGGUAUCUCCUAGCAUGUCAUGGACUGGGGCAUUUGCUCUCCUUGAUUACAAUACAUUUGUAUACAGUAGCUUAGUAAUGAACAGAAUAAUUGGCCCUCUAGACUUGAUGUAGCCAUAGUGUUUGUGUAGCAGAAAUUACUAAAUGUUUCAAGUUACA